Nasonia vitripennis (jewel wasp) is the source of this 5822-nucleotide messenger RNA. RefSeq lists its product as uncharacterized. Gene Ontology annotation, cellular component: plasma membrane; postsynaptic membrane. Bases 497 to 4753 code for a protein of 1418 amino acids. The transcript is spliced from 13 exons. The record is from RefSeq and is a predicted model, not a curated record. Gene Ontology annotation, molecular function: NMDA glutamate receptor activity; transmitter-gated monoatomic ion channel activity involved in regulation of postsynaptic membrane potential. NCBI's taxonomy places the organism in Eukaryota, Metazoa, Arthropoda, Insecta, Hymenoptera, Pteromalidae. Gene Ontology annotation, biological process: synaptic transmission, glutamatergic; monoatomic ion transport; ionotropic glutamate receptor signaling pathway.
CCAGCGAAAAUGGCUGGCGCGCAGCAUCCAGCAGCAACAUCCUCCUCCAGUCGGCCGAGCAGACUCGUCGGCGUCGCGUAGAGAUAGCGCCUGCACAGCCCUCCGAGUCUCAGUGACUCCCGUAGAGCGACCGCUCCGCUUACGCACCCACGCAGACACCCACACGCACACGCACACGCACACACAGAGACGGAUCUCUCCCCAUACAUGAGUGCGGGAUCGUCCGGACGCAGCGGCAGCCGAGGGAUGAGCAGGUGACAACGGGCCGAGGAUGAAGAGUAGGAGAACGAGGAGGAGCUGCAGCCGAGGAGCCGAGGAUGGGAGGCAGUAGUGUCAGCAUCAGUGCCAUCAGUGCUAGUAGUGCAGCAGCCGCGGCCCACUCGGGACUCGCCUUCGUCUCCUCAUCGGCCUUCUUCUCCUCGAUCCUGCACAGUUCCCGAGCCGAUAGAGAAGAUGUGACUGGGCGGAGGCAGUGAAGGCGGAUAGGCCCCGGAAGAUGCGAGUCCGGUGCGCGUGGCUCGCGCUCGCUCUGCUGGGCCUGAUGGGCCUCACCACCUGCGUGCCGCCUGAGCCGCAGGCGGACUCGGAGUCGAAGGCAGCGCGCUCGCCGGCCAAGUCGUCCCUGCAGCGACAGCGCACCGGCUCGUCGAGCGGAUCCUCGUGGCGUCUGGUUCUGGUCCUGGCUCAGAGCCAGCCGACUCGGCUGGAGGUGCAGCGCGCCUGGGAGGAGGCCGUGCAAGAGCUCGCCCACACCGAGGUCGAGCUCGCCUACGUGGACGCGCGAGCCCUGCUGCCGCCCCAGCUGUCGCCCGAGAGCUCGAGUCACCCGACCGCUCUGCUCAACCGGUUCUGCGGCGAGAUCAAGCUCGGCAAGACUGCGCUCGUCGUCAUCGUCGGCGGCGGGGCCGCGGCCAGGUUCCUCGUCACGGCCUCGAGCGCCAUGAGGCUGCCGGCGCUCUGGAUGCCAAUUUCGCAUCGGGACUUUAUCCGGCAGGGCAGAGCGACGGAAUUCGAGAGCCGCGUGGGCGUGAGCUCGGAGGAGAUGGGCGCGGCCGCGGCCGCCCUGAUGCACAAGGCCCACUGGCACGCGUUCACCCUGCUGAUCGACGCGAACCUGCUGCCGGUGAAGCAGCUCGUGCGCAAGGAGCACCCGCUGAGGCCGGGCCAGGAGAGCAGCCUCCGGCCGCGCAGCGUCGUCUACCUGCCGGCCGACGAGAAGACCCUGGCCGCGCGGCUGAGGCGCGUCGCCGAGGAGAACGGCCGGGGCAGCGUCAUCGUCCUCGGCUGCGACCUCAACAACGCGCGCAAGGUCAUCGCCCUCGCCGGCAAGUACGAGAUGCUCGCCGGCAGGUUCCUCUGGCUCUGGCUCGACCUCAAGGCCGAGCUCAGGUCGAACGAGCCGAACAUCAUCGGCACGCACCUGCUGCACAACGCGAGGGUCUCGGUUACGAGCGACCACAUACCGGCCUUCGACAGCCAGGAGUUCGGCCCGAACCUCUCGCCCGAGAGCGACGUCAGCGUCCACACCCUCUCGAAUCUCGCGAGCGAGAUACACAAGAUGCAGGAGUUUAGCUGGCACAGCGACAUGAAGGCAGCGGAGGAGCGAAAGCCGAAGAAGAAGCGCGAGUCGCCGUCGCUGAGGCCGGGGGCGUCGGCCCCCUCGGCGCCGUUCCUCGACCCGGACGACGAGGAGCUGGCUCGGAGCGGCGUCGGCGGCAACGGCCUCACCUACGAUAGAAACGUCAAUUCCAAGAGCUUCAUGCCGCUGGGCAUGCUGGCCCUGAGGCCGGCCAACGCGCGGAUGACCGGCGGCCCGGACACGCUGCUGGCCAGGGCGAUGCGCGAGACGGCCCAGGCCCUGGACAAGGCGAUGCUCGAGUCGAGGCCGAGACUCGGCCGCCUCACGGACGGCCAGCUCAGAGACUCGUUCGUACCGGAGUGCCUGCCGAGCAAGGCCGCCAACUUCCUCGAGAGCGAGCUGCGCGCCAACGUCUCCAGCGCCCUCACCCGUCAGCUCAGAGAGUCGGCAAGGCAGAUCUCCAGCGAUAAGGCCGAGUUCCAUCUGCUCAACCUCCAGGGGCUCCUCUUUCCCGGCAACAAGACGCAGUUGAGGUGGACCAAAGUGGGCACGGUGAGGGCGGGCCGGGAGGUCCGGCUGGACACGAUAAUCUGGCCGGGCGGCGGCAUCGUGCCGGCCUACAUCGAGGAGGGCCGGGAGAAGAUCGGCAUGCCUUCGUACAAAAUCGUCACGGCCCUCGCGCCGCCCUUCGCCAUGAUCACCAACCUCCAGGAGGGCACCUGCCUGCGCGGUCUCACCUGCAAGCACGGCAACGUCGUCAAGUGCUGCUACGGCUACUCCAUGGACCUGCUCUACCAGGUCUCUCAGGACCUGGAGUUCCGCUUCGACCUGCACGUGGCCAAGGACGGGCUCUUCGGGCGUCGCCGGGGCCGCAACGGCACCUGGAACGGCGUCGUGGGCGAGCUGGUGACCGGCAAGGCCCAGCUGGCGUUCGCCCCCCUGAGCGUCUACUCGCACAGGUCGCAGGUCGUGGACUUUACGACCCCGUACUACUUCAGCAGCGUGAGCUUCCUCACGGCGCCGAAGGAGCGCAACGCCAUCUCGCUCCUGGCCUUCCUGCAGCCCUUCAGCCCGGAGCUCUGGAUCGCGGUCUUCACCUCGCUCAACAUCACCGCGAUGUUCGUCGCGGCCUACGAGUGGUUCAGUCCCUUCGGACUGAAUCCCUGGGGCCGGCAGCGCAGCAAGAACUUCUCCAUCGCGUCCGCGCUCUGGGUGACCUGGGGUCUGCUCUGCGGGCACCUGGUGGCCUUCAAGGCGCCCAAGUCCUGGCCCAACAAGUUCCUCAUCAACAUGUGGGGCGGCUUCUCGGUGAUAUUCGUCGCCUCGUACACCGCCAACAUCGCCGCCCUCAUCGCCGGGCUCUUCUUCCACAACACGGGCACCGACUACUACGAUCGAAGUCUGCUCGCGCAAAAGGUCGCGGCGCCCAAGGCCUCGGCCGCCGAGUACUACGUCAUGCAGGCGAAUCCCCGACUGUGGUCGUACAUGUCGAGGUACUCGGUGCUGGACGUGGCCGACGGCGUCCAGCGGCUGCUCAACGGCAGCCUGGACAUCCUGAUAGCCGACACCCCGAUCAUCGACUACUACCAGGCGACCGACAACGGCUGUCGGCUCGAGAAGGUCGGCGACUCCAUCAAGGAGGACACCUACGCCGUCGCGCUCUCCAAGGGCCAUCCGCUGAAGGAGAGCAUCUCCAAGAUCAUCGCCAACUACACCAGCACGGGAUUCCUCGACAUCUUGCAGGAGAAGUGGUACGGAGGGCUGCCGUGCAUGCGUGGCGCAGCCUCGGGCAUCGGCUACGACGGUCAGCCCCGACCGGGAGGUCAGCCCCGACCGCUGGGUGUCGCCUCGGUGGCCGGGGUCUUCUGCCUGCUCGGUCUCGGCAUGACCCUCGGCGUCAUCAUCCUCGUAGGCGAGCACAUAUUUUACAAAUACAGCCUGCCCAAGCUGCGCCAGCGGCCCAAGAACUCCAUGUGGCGCAGCCGCAACGUCAUGUUCUUCUCGCAGAAGCUCUACCGGUUCAUCAACUGCGUCGAGCUCGUCUCGCCGCACCACGCGGCCAGGGAGCUCAUGCACACGGUCAGGCAGGGCCAGAUCACUUCGCUCUUCCAGAAGAGCGUCAAGCGGUCUGAUUUGUUCCAGAAGGAACAUGAACAACGUCGGCGUCGAAAGAGCAAAGCUCAAUUCUUUGAGAUGAUCCAGGAAAUACGAAGAACUUCCAGAGUCCAACAAGAGGAAAAGGUCGAGUCGGCACAGGACGAAUCCAAGGGCGCGAUCAAGAAGGACCUCACCGCCAAGGACAGAGGCCGUGAGCGCAGUCGCAGCAAGAGUCCGAUGAUGCUUCGCGGUGCGACCAGUCCGCGUCAGCGGGCCGAGAAGUCCAGGAGCUCGACGAACCUGGCCGGCUCCCGUCUCGGCCUCGCUCAGAUCAGCGUAGAGGGCGGCCCUGCUGGUAGCAUGAAACCUCGCGAAUUCACGCUCAGCAGUUCGAACCUGAGGGCUCGGAGCCCCCUCGAGCUGGUGGGCAGGAGACUCAGCCACGGGGACGGCCAGUCGCCGCCCCCUACGCCCAAGUUGGGCAGCUCCAACUUCGGGGGUAGCGCGAACCUCAGGGCGCCGCAGAGAGGCGAGUCGGUCGGGGCUGUGCCAUCGCCCAGAGCCUCGAGGAGCCCAGCCAAGAGGGGACAGUCCUUCCCCGUGUUCGCCACCCUCAGGACUCCGCAGCCCGCGGACGUCAAGCAGCAUUAUCAAGUCUCCAGGAGUCCCCUGCUCUCGCCCAACAGCGAGCUGACCUGCGCGAUCGGUCGCAAGCUGUCCCGCGAGUGGGGUUCGGGCGUCGACGUAACCCGCUCCACCGAGGCCAUCAGCGCGAGCUCCACGUUCACCCUGAACCAGGAGCCCCGAGCCAGCGAAGCCGAAGCCUCCUCCAGCGGGACGCACCGACGGAAGAAGAGCGCGGGCGACGAGGUGCCCCUGAAGAAGCCAAUCAGACGCGCCCGGAGCCACGAGAACAAGGACACGAGCAACAAGUUUGGCGAGCCGCCGCCAAAGUUCCCGGCCCAGCCAGUAGUCGGCGGCCAGUCCGUCAGCGAGCGCACGAAGAAGCAGCUGGAGUCCGAACUGAAGGCCAUCCUGACGGCGCGGGCCCACCACUUUGAGCUUCAUCCGCCUUGAUUGCUGUCCUGUAUUGUUCUAGAGAAGGAGGUUUAGAGGGACUCUGUACCUAUAGUGUGCACGGCAACGCUGACGCUCGCACGCAGAGACGGCACUCCUCUUGUCGAGGAGGCGCGCAGCCUCCGAGGGGCUCUUUCCAGGCGAAAAAAUACACACCUAUAUCCGGGCGAGCCUACGUCACACACACACACACACACACAUAAGCAAUAUCAGAUUUCUAUAGGUCAAUUUGUAGCGAGAAUCUGAUAGUUUAAGUACGCGACGAAGCGGUCGUCGUUGCUCUGCCAACUGGGGGGGUGGUCGGUAACGAUCGAUCGAAUGCGAUUGUAACGAAAGACGGCUGAGGUGUAGCCGGAAAAUCGACGCUGUGUAGGAAAUUCUAAUGAGCGGGUCAGUUUGUAUAAUGUACCUACAUAGGAUAUACUGAUCAUCCGCGUGCUACGUAGCGAUGUGUGUUCGCAGGCCGAGGGGAGGUUAUAAGAUAUUAUUAUACCUUUCGCAGACUCGCGUCUUUCUAUGUAGAUAGGACUGUCCGGUAGCAGCGCAACUACGGGAUGUGUGUACGUAUAAUAUAUUUUCUUGUUGGAAUUUUAAUCUCUACGCUGAAACCGUUGUCUCGAUCGAGUGUCGCCUUGCGAUUUCGAACACGAUUCCAUUCGAGCAUCUUAAAAAGAGACACCCGACUCGGGCCAACGCUGUAGAAUGACCACUUAUGAUAUGCGUGAAAAUACUUUGAGAGAACUAUUGCGCUGAUCGAGUUUCAAUGUGGCUGGAAAAAUCGAAUAUUAAAGAUUGCAAGAAAGUUUUAAAGGAUCGAAAAGAAAACAAAAGAUUUUAUCAAAUUAUCGAGAUUAAAAAACUCUGACUGAGAAAGCUUUUGGUGAAACUGUUAGACUGAAAAUUUGUGAGAUUUAUUAUGGACUGGAAUUCUUUCGGGGAUAGGUAUUAUAAUAAGGGAGUCGGAAUUGACGUGGCAGACGUAUACGCUGCCGAUGAGGUCAGGCUGACAAGGCAUAUAAGACGACUUUCUAAUUCUACGACGGAUUAUAUAUAUAUAUAUAUAUAUAUA